Messenger RNA from Prunus avium (sweet cherry), 1206 nucleotides. The record is from RefSeq and is a predicted model, not a curated record. NCBI's taxonomy places the organism in Eukaryota, Viridiplantae, Streptophyta, Magnoliopsida, Rosales, Rosaceae.
AUGCAUUCUACAUCACUCAUUCCAACAACUUUUGAUGGAAUGCAUGGGCUAAAUGACAUCGACAUAUCCUACAAUCAGAUGCAGGGUCCAAUCCCCAACAACAAAGCAUUUCAAAAUGCUCGAAUGGAAGGGAAUAACGGAUUAUGUGGCAAUGUUGGAGGACUAAAACCCUGCAAUCAUUCUGUGGAACAUAAGCGAACCUCAAAGAAGGCGUUCUUAAUCAUUUUCCCUAUCUUGGGAACACUUUUACUUGCUUUCCUAGCAUUUGCUUUGAUUGAUAGAAGAAUAAGAAGUAGAAAAAAGAAAUCACAGGAAAUAGAACAGGGCAAUAUGCACGAAAGCUUUUUCUCAAUAACUAAUUUUGACGGAAGAAAAAUGUAUGGAGAAAUCAUGAAAGCAACCAAUGGUUGUGAUGCCGUCCAUUGCAUCGGGAUGGGAGGACAGGGAAGUGUCUACAAGGCAAAGAUCCCAUCAGGCAACGUUGUUGCAGUGAAGAAAUUCCAUCAAACACUUGAUGGUGAGGAGGCAUCUCGGAAGGAGUUCCUUAAUGAAAUAAGGGCUUUAACUCAGAUACGACACCGAAACAUUGUAAAAUUUCUUGGAUUUUGUUCAAGUUCCCAUCACUCGUUUUUGGUCUAUGAGUAUCUGGAAAAAGGUAACUUGGCUGCAAUCUUGAGCAACGAGCAUGAAGCUAAAAAGUUGGACUAUGCGUUGUGUUAUAUGCAUCAUGAUUGCUCACCACCUAUUGUGCACCGAGACAUAACAAGCAGCAACAUUUUGCUGCAUUAUGACUACGAGCCUUGUGUUUCGGACUUCGGAAUUGCUAAGAUUUUGAAUCCAGACUCGUCGAAUUGGACUGCUCUUGCUGGCACAUAUGGAUAUGUAGCACCAAAGCUGGCUUACACAAUGAAGGUAACUAAGAAAUGUGAUGUUUAUAGCUUUGGGGUGCUGGCACUGGAAGUGAGUAUCGGAAAGAAGCUAGGCGAUUUCGUCUCCUCCUUUUCGUUUCCAUCCACCACCUGUACAAACAUAUUGCUCAAGGAUGCGUUGGACCAACGCCUUCCUCCUCCUACCCCUCAACUUCAAGAUGAACUCAUAACCAUUGCAAGGCUAUCAGUUUGCAUGCAGACAUUCCCAUCCACAAUCGAGGCCAACAAUGCUCAUGGUUUCUCAGAUGUUAUCAUUCCAAACUGCUUCUUCCUAUAG